This is a messenger RNA of Aspergillus saccharolyticus JOP 1030-1, 1584 nucleotides long. RefSeq lists its product as uncharacterized. Lineage: Eukaryota; Fungi; Ascomycota; Eurotiomycetes; Eurotiales; Aspergillaceae. The record is from RefSeq and is a predicted model, not a curated record. Bases 1 to 1584 code for a protein of 527 amino acids. The transcript has 3 exons. Gene Ontology annotation, molecular function: oxidoreductase activity.
AUGUCAGUCUCACAGUCAGAACGUGUUGCCAUCAUAGGGGGCGGUUGCACGGGGAUCACCUCGUUCUGGGCCUUACAGAACUCAGGUCAUGACGUGCAUCUUUUUGAGGCUUCCAAUGGUCUUGGGGGGCGUAUCAAGUCGUUGUCUUUCGAGCACAAUGGCAGCCAAGUCAAAGUGAAUUCAGAAUCGCCCAUCUUUAAUGUUGAGGCUUCCCCCAACUUGGAUUCAUUGCUGCGGUUUCUGGGAGUCUCAACCGUUGAGCACCGGUUUAGCGUCAGGACAACUGACGGAGCCAGCAGCUCUUGGUGGUGUGGCAGUAUCCUACACAGCGUUCUUCGUCGCCCUUGGAUGCUUUGCAGCAAGGAGACGUAUAUCGUACUAUCGGACAUCAUAUGGCUCAAGUACCUAGCCAUCGACGUGCUGGGCUACCAAAUCCAGCCCGCCAGCGCCCACAGUAUCGAGUCGCGAUUCUCAGUUCAGAGAUAUCUUUCCGAAGCAGGAUACUCUGCUAGCUUUCGCGAUAAAUACCUAGCUCCAAUGUUAUCGGUGCUAUGGGGUACAAACGCUGGCAAGCUCCUUCCACGGCUACCCGUCCAAGUCGCCAUCCGCUGUCUGUAUAACUACCAACUGCUCCGGCCCCGGCAGAAUGUUCCGAGAUGGCGGCGUAUAGAACUAGGCGCGAACCACCUGGUGGAAGCUCUGUCUCGUGACCUCGAUUUUUCGAAGGUACAUUUGGAGGCCAGAAUUCGGCAAGUGACUAGGUAUGACAAAAGGAUCUACAGGCUGGUUACAGAAGAUGGGCGAGAGAUGGAUUUCAAUCGCAUCAUUUUCGCUGUGGACGGCGAGGAAACAAUGCGGAUACUGGGAACGCAUGCGAGCGCGCAGGAGAAGAAAAUCAUUGGAGGUCUGGGAACGACGAAGAACAUAUCCGUUCUACAUUCAGAUUCCCUCCUUUUGCUCGAAAGCAAGCAUCCCACGUCCGCCUACAACUAUAUGCUCGAGUCCAUCGUGCCUGAGCACUCACUGGAUGCUUUCACGCCCAGGAGAUCAAGUCUUAGCUUUAAUGUCAAUACCUUGGAUGGCCUUCCACCUUUCAUCUACGGUCCCAUUUACAUCACUCUGAACCCGUAUAUGCCACCUCACCCUAGCGUCGUUCAGAGUGUAUGCGAAUUCACCGACCUAGACCCAACAUUCUGCACACUCCAGGCACAAAGGGAUCUCCCCAUCAUCCAGGACAAGCGAGGUCUGAGCUACGGAUUUUGUUGGACAGGUCGUGGACACUUGGAAGAUGCCAUCACCACAGGCUUAAGGAUUGCGACCGAGCACCUGAACGCGGAAGUGCCUUUCCAAGUCAGAUACCACCCCGAACCUCUCGCAGCGGACUUGUCCACACCAAGCAUAGGCCUCUCGGUUCACAUGAUACGAACCCUACUUCGCCUGCUUCAAUUAUGCAUCCUCAUUCUGAAACUGCUCAUGCUGUUGCUACCUGAGCCAGUUUCGCGGGUCAUAGCCCGCUGCAACAGACAUACCCGGUCAGAAGCCAGAGAAGCCCGCGUGAAUGGGUUUCUCUCAAGGGAGGUAUAA